This is a messenger RNA of Knipowitschia caucasica, 279 nucleotides long. NCBI's taxonomy places the organism in Eukaryota, Metazoa, Chordata, Actinopteri, Gobiiformes, Gobiidae. The record is from the annotation of a GenBank genome assembly.
AUGCUUUUCCAGACGCAAGAGCUUGGUGUGUGUUACGCUGAGUUGGGUGUGCGCGUCCCAAAGACCACGGGAUCAGCCUACACCUACAGCUACGUCACCGUGGGGGAGUUCGUGGCCUUCUUCAUUGGCUGGAACCUGAUUCUGGAGUAUUUGUUCGGGACGGCAGCUAGGGCCUCGGCGCUCAGCAGCAUGUUCGACUCUCUGGCCUAUCACACCAUCAGCCACUACAUGAUCACUCACCUGGGGACUCUGCGAGGCCUGGGUAAAGCACAUUUAUGA